AACAAAAUGGGUUUAUUCCAUAGUUGCAUGCGGAAGAAUAAAGUAGGCAUCCUGUCAGAUGAGGAGGAAGCUGCCUACAAAAAGAUAGAGAAGGUGAACAAUGAAGAUGUGGAAAAGGAGGUUCACACUCCAUCUCUCCUAGACGCCAUGUUUUGUGUGACACCAAACGAAGUCCCUGGCGACACCAAAAAUACUGAUGAACCUAGAUCAGGUGGCACUAGAUCAGAGGUUAUUAAAAAGAGUGAGUUGGUGCACCUCACCUACAAGUCGAGUGUUCCCAAACUACCUCCGAUCAAUGGGAACAUCAUGAGAAUAUUGAUUCUCCCAACUGACAACGAGGCCGCCUACCAGAAAUGGAAAGCAGAAGAAACCCACAAAGUUCUUCAGGAGAAGGGUCUCUUGAAAAAAGACAAGCUGGGGGAAAGAAGAAAACUGAAUGAACGGGGCAAACUGAAAAACUAA
Saccostrea echinata is the source of this 462-nucleotide messenger RNA. RefSeq lists its product as uncharacterized. The transcript is spliced from 2 exons. Lineage: Eukaryota; Metazoa; Mollusca; Bivalvia; Ostreida; Ostreidae. The coding region runs from base 7 to 462 and encodes 151 amino acids. The record is from RefSeq and is a predicted model, not a curated record.